Messenger RNA from Entrophospora sp. SA101, 906 nucleotides. The record is from the annotation of a GenBank genome assembly. NCBI's taxonomy places the organism in Eukaryota, Fungi, Glomeromycota, Glomeromycetes, Entrophosporales, Entrophosporaceae.
AUGGAUUAUAAGAAAGGAAAAAGAGGUGCCGAUAUUAAGAGAGCAAAUACCAAAGGAUCAAAGCUACCAAAACUGUCAGAUAAAAAAACAUUAAAUAAUGAAAAUCAACAAGAAAAUGUGAUGCCAAAAUUUGGGAAUGAUAGCACAAUCUUGGAUCUGAUGACACCAAUAUUUCAAAAAUCAGAACCAGACAGCAUAAUCCGGAUUGGAGUUUUGGAUCUGGAUGAUCCACUCUUUCUAAAGGUUCCAUACAAUAAGAUCAAAGAAAGAUAUUCAAUGAAACUAAAUCAAGAAAUAGAGGACUCUGAUAUCAAUGAUAUUGUAUUUAAUCGUAUAGAGAAUAUAUCAAAAUUAACAAAUAUUGAUGGUGCAAGUUCAAUGUUAAAAAAUUUUUACAAGGAUGAUAACGUAUUUGGACUUGAUCUAAAUGAUGCUUUACUAUCUUUCAUUCGAAUCAUAUUUGAAACAAUUCUCAGAUACUUUAAAUUAGAUCCUCAGUAUUGGAAUCGAGAACAUUCAGAACCACACAUUACUAGUGGAUUAUUUUUUCAUACAUUUUUUAAUUUAUUUUAUGGUACCAAUUAUAUAAUAGAGUCUAAUAAACCACUUUUUGCAAACAAAGUCAGGAGAAACAAAUUUAAAACAUUGGAUGAUAAUAUAGACCAGGCCCUUGUUCCUGAUAUAGUUAUUGAAUCAUUGUUAUUUCGAAGAUCUGAAGUCUUAAUUGUUGAAGGUAGCAAAUACAAAGAAAGUGAAGAUAUAAAAAAAGAACUUUCUGAUACUGUAAAAUUAUGUACCGAAUUACAUGACAUGCUUAAUUUUAUAAGUGAAAAGGCAAUUUCAGAAUCAGACUUGGAUCAAACUGAUAAGAUUAAAGUGCAUGGAGUUAUAGUUUCUGGCAAGUGA